Molecule: messenger RNA, 598 nt
Organism: Darwinula stevensoni
Lineage: Eukaryota; Metazoa; Arthropoda; Ostracoda; Podocopida; Darwinulidae
Source: the annotation of a GenBank genome assembly
AUUUUAUUUCGUUAAAUUGUCCAGAAUGAAUAGUCCAUUCCAGUAAAGCUUCCUGGGAAGCAGCUUGUCUCAAGCCCAGAAAGAAGUCUGAGAAGUGAGACAUGAAGUUCAAAAUGUGUUUAGAGAUCAUUGAUCAUCAUGGUACUUAGUAUUGUAACAUUUCCUGAGAACAGCUGAAGAGAAUUUGACGGGAGUGCUGAACUUGUGCAGGAUAUCUAUCACAGACCUAAGAUUCCAGGUAUGGAAGAAGCUGAGAAGAAAGAUGAAAAAGGGAUUGAAGAAGGUUUGGUUCCUGAACAGAUUGUAGGAGCAGCACAAACAAAUGGGCAGCUUUGUUUUGUGAUCAAGUGGAAGGACAAAGAUGAUGCAGAAAUUAUGCCUGCAGCAGUGGCAAAUGAGAAGUUCCCAGAACUUGUGAUCAGAUUUUAUGAGGAAAGAAUAGAGUGGGUCAGUGCAAGAAAGCCAGCAGUUCCUCCUUCCUAGUGUUUAUGGAUAAUGUCUUGCAGUUUGUCUCCCCUGAGAAUUAUUAUUAGUGUGUGCCCUUUUGCUAUUUGCAAUUAAAUCAAUUUUCUUAAGUAUCUAAACUGGCAGACAGGUU